AUGAAUUACGAGUUUGAGCGUGAGACGGGUUUCAUCAAUAGUAAGCCAUCGCUCGCGGAGUGCCUUACUUCUUUCCCCCCUGUUGACGACUUAUUUCAGAAGUCAUCAAACAAAAGCUCAGCGCGCACGAACCUUCACCCUCUUGUCCUACCUCCUUUCGAGCACACCAUCCCAAGCUUGAGUCUCGGAACUCAUUCACGCUAUGCAGGGCCCCGGCACAGUUUAGAUGGGGGAAGCCCACUACACGCCAAUUCUCUGACCCCGGAAUACCCGUGGAUGCGCGAAAAGAAGACCAACAAGAGAAACUGUCCUCUUAUACCAACCGGCUCCUUCACUCCUACAGCGGGAGUCAUUUGCUUCUCUCCAAAAGGCUCACCCGAGCUUCCCGAGGGCGGUUUGUCUAGUGGAGAAGGAGGUUCACGCCGCCUGAGAACAGCAUACACAAACACACAGCUUUUAGAGCUAGAGAAGGAGUUCCACUACAACAAAUACCUUUGCCGACUGCGCCGUGUGGAAAUAGCCGCGCUUCUCGACCUUACAGAACGCCAGGUCAAAGUGUGGUUCCAGAACCGAUGGAUGAAGCAUAAACGCCAGACCCAAAUGAAAGACAUCCACGGGGAGCUAAGCAAGACAACUGUCGGCGAGGAUAAUGGUGCAAAGAGCGACGAGGACGCUUCGAUUUGUGGCCUGAGUCAUAGUAGAUUAGAUAGAGAGUCGAACUCUUUUCAAAACGACCUGUCAACAGUCUCUGGGCAGUCCUGUAAUGAUAACGACAUGCAAACUUUUGAAAUGUUUUCUAACAGCUUUAUGAAAAGAAGUCUAAAAUAUGUUUACAGUCAGUCACCUACUGCUCUGGGCAAGGGGACAAUAAUAUGCAAUAGUAACCGAUGUGCCAGUCGGCUCGCCAGUCCGGACAAUUGCGGUUCCCCGCAUGUUAUGGACAUGUCUGUGCAGGAUUUAAACUUUUUUUCGACCGACUCAUGUCUGUCUGAUGCAGCUUCGCCAGCACUGUACAUGUCUCUGGAAAGCCCAGAUGAUGUAUCAACAGACUUUUAUUUCUUGAAGGAUUCCCUGACUACAGCUGAUUUACAAAAUGCAAACUACUGA
Messenger RNA from Sinocyclocheilus anshuiensis, 1107 nucleotides. RefSeq names its product homeobox protein Hox-A2a-like. Gene Ontology annotation, cellular component: nucleus. The coding region runs from base 1 to 1107 and encodes 368 amino acids. Gene Ontology annotation, biological process: regulation of transcription by RNA polymerase II. The record is from RefSeq and is a predicted model, not a curated record. Gene Ontology annotation, molecular function: RNA polymerase II cis-regulatory region sequence-specific DNA binding; DNA-binding transcription factor activity, RNA polymerase II-specific. The transcript has 2 exons. Lineage: Eukaryota; Metazoa; Chordata; Actinopteri; Cypriniformes; Cyprinidae.